AUGCAAAGUGUAAAAAAUAAAGAUGAUUUAGCUGGUAUGAAAAUUGUGAAUUUUUUAAAUAAAAAGGAUAAGCUAAAGGGAGCUCAAAAAGCAACGGGUCAACUUCCUAAACCCCCCGACGCUCCACGCCCUGACAGUGCGACACUGGGUCAACGUCGUGCUCAACGUCCCGGCACUACAGUUGAUGCGGCAAACGAAAGAAUUUUGGAAACUUUUAAACAAGAGGGUGUGUCACGGGGGGGUAGCGGAAAUGUUGUACACAAGGGGACGCGUUAUAAUAUACACUAUACAGAUUUGCUUUACGAUCUAACACACAAUACGACAGAAAAGACAGCCAAUUUGACAUCGAUAGAAUCUCAACAAGCCAUGCGAUUAUUAAGAAAAAUUAAAAUGCCAGCCUCACACAUUCGCAGUACACGUCUUCGAGCACAGUAUAUAAAAACUCGUACAACACGUGCGUUACCCGAAACACCUUCGACAAGUGGUGAAGAGGAUUCCCUCGCGUCAACACCUUUUGGUCGGCCUAUUUCAAGAAUACCCCGACCCUUACAACAUCAUACGGUAUCAGCACCCUAUAAUCGUCGAUCACGUACCGCGCGUUACACACCCCAUCAAAAUUUGGAUCGUGAAAUUCGUAACCUAUUGCGUUAG
Messenger RNA from Paramuricea clavata, 651 nucleotides. The record is from the annotation of a GenBank genome assembly. NCBI's taxonomy places the organism in Eukaryota, Metazoa, Cnidaria, Anthozoa, Malacalcyonacea, Plexauridae.